CUCCCCCUUGCUUUGCUCCUCCGGCUUAAUCUCUCAGCGAUUCCUCUGCCAGCUCCGAGGAAAGUGCAGCCAUUGGACAGACUGCUGCAGCCCUAGCCCUCCCUGGGCUCAGCUCUUUAGGGCUGCCCAUCCCUCCGGCUGCGAGAAAGGACGCGCGCCCUGCGUCGGGCGAAGAAAAGAAGAAAAACUUGUCGGAGGGGUUUCGCCAGCCCACAUUAACCCCCUUCCCGCAAACCCAAACCUCCCGCGGGGGCCGUCCCAACAUUGGGGAAAGUUCCUUCUGAGCCGACAGCCCUCUUGGAUUUGGAGAAGGCAGCCGCGCUGGCUGUGGAAUUAGAUCUGUUUUGAACCCAGUGGAGCGUAUCGCGGGGGCUCGAAAGUCACUGUCUCCAGGGACCCGGGUGGCGCUGCCUGUGCGGAACCGAGAGUUUGCGAGACCCGGCUGCAAGUGGCCUUUCCUCCCCGCAGUUGCUGUCCUGUGUCUGGGGUGAGGGCAGCGAGUGUUGUGGCAAGUUGCGAAGAGAGACCCGGAGGUCCAGAGAGAACUGCACCCCCCUCGCUCUCCCUUCUUCCUCUUCCCAGCUCCUGAGUGUGAAAUCCCAUCGAAAUUUACAGAGGCUCCAGGUUCAGCCAAGACCGGUCCGCAGAGCUUUGCCCGUCGUCCCCACCGUCCCCAUUCCCACCCGGAGCCCCCGAGCACACGGCGCGGAGGAACGACUGGCGGGAGGGGGAGGGAGGUCGCGGAGGCGGCAUGGCGAGGUUCCCGAGGGCCGACCUGGCCGCUGCCGGAGUUGUGUUACUUUGCCACUUUUUAAUGGACCGGUUUCAGUUCACUGAAGGGGAGCCUGGAAACCAAAUCAAUGACUGGCACUAUCAAGUUGCUCAGGUCUUCCCGCAAACAGAAGAGAAAGUGGAAGUGGACACACAUGCCUUCAGCCACCGGUGGAAAAGGAGCUUGGAUGCUCUCAAGGCAGUAGAUUCCAACCGAGCAAGCAUGGGCCAAGACUCCCCAGAGCCCAGAGGCUUCACGGACCUGCUGCUAGAUGAUGGGCAGGACAAUACCACCCAGAUUGAGGAGGACACAGAUCACAAUUACUAUAUAUCUCGGAUAUAUGGUCCCUCUGAUUCUGCCAGCCGGAGUUUGUGGGUGAACAUAGACCAAAUGGAAAAGGACAAAGUGAAGAUUCAUGGAAUAUUGUCCAAUACUCAUCGGCAAGCUGCAAGAGUGAAUCUAUCUUUCGAUUUUCCAUUUUAUGGCCAUUUUCUACGAGAAAUCACUGUGGCAACUGGGGGUUUCAUAUACACUGGAGAAGUUGUACAUCGAAUGCUAACGGCCACACAGUACAUAGCACCUUUAAUGGCAAAUUUCGAUCCCAGUGUAUCCAGAAAUUCAACGGUCAGAUAUUUUGAUAAUGGCACAGCACUUGUUGUCCAGUGGGACCAUGUACAUCUCCAGGAUAAUUACAACCUGGGAAGCUUCACAUUCCAGGCAACCCUCCUCAUGGAUGGACGCAUCAUCUUUGGAUACAAAGAAAUUCCUGUGUUGGUCACACAGAUAAGUUCGACCAAUCACCCAGUGAAGGUGGGGCUGUCUGAUGCCUUUGUCGUUGUCCACAGGAUCCAGCAAAUUCCCAAUGUCCGAAGAAGAACAAUUUAUGAAUACCACCGAGUAGAGCUACAGAUGUCAAAAAUUACCAACAUUUCAGCUGUGGAGAUGACGCCAUUACCUACAUGCCUCCAGUUCAAUGGUUGUGGCCCCUGUGUAUCCUCUCAGAUUGGCUUCAACUGCAGUUGGUGUAGUAAACUUCAAAGAUGUUCCAGUGGAUUCGAUCGCCAUCGGCAGGACUGGGUGGACAGUGGAUGCCCUGAAGAGUCCAAAGAGAAGAUGUGUGAGAACACAGAGCCAAUGGAAAGUUCUUCUCAAACCACCACAACCGUACAAGCAACAACCACAAAAUUCAGGGUCCUAACGACCACCAGAAGAGCAGUGACAUCCCAGCUGCCCACCAGCCUGCCCACAGAAGAUGAUACCAAGAUAGCACUGCAUCUAAAAGAUAAUGGAGCUUCUACAGAUGACAGCGCAGCCGAGAAGAAAGGGGGCACCCUUCAUGCUGGCCUCAUUGUUGGAAUUCUCAUCCUGGUCCUCAUUAUAGUCGCAGCCAUUCUCGUGACCGUCUAUAUGUAUCACCAUCCAACGUCAGCAGCCAGCAUUUUCUUUAUUGAGAGACGCCCAAGCAGAUGGCCUGCAAUGAAGUUUCGAAGAGGUUCGGGUCAUCCUGCCUAUGCUGAAGUUGAACCAGUUGGAGAGAAAGAAGGUUUCAUUGUCUCAGAGCAGUGCUAAAAUUUCUAGGACAGAACAGCACCAGUGCUGGCUUACAGGUGUUAAGACUAAAAAUUUGCCUAUAUCUUUAAGAUGCGCACACACCACACACACACACACACACACACACACACACACACACACAGGAGCCCUAAGCUGCUAUAGCCUAAAGGAGAUGAGAUUUCUGGACAAGCCCAGCCCUGGAAAG
This is a messenger RNA of Mustela erminea (ermine), 2528 nucleotides long. It is a transcript of the gene PLXDC2, whose product is annotated as plexin domain containing 2. Lineage: Eukaryota; Metazoa; Chordata; Mammalia; Carnivora; Mustelidae. The coding region runs from base 752 to 2341 and encodes 529 amino acids. The record is from RefSeq and is a predicted model, not a curated record. The transcript is spliced from 15 exons.